GCAGCGAUAGAAACGCGCCGCGCGGCCUCUUUAAGAGACGCCAGGAAUGUAUCCAAACAGACCGUGCGCUCGGGGCACGUGACUCACAGCUGAUUUCCGGCCCCGCCCCCUUCUCCGGCCCGCGCCGCCCGAGAGUCAGUUCGCUGCGGCCCGCGGUCCCCAGCCUCGGCGCGCGCGAUGGCACACGCGGCCCCGCCGAGUGCGCUGGAGCAGAGCGGCCCCAUCCGAGUGGAACACGACCGCCAACGCCGCCAGUUCUCCGUGCGCCUCAACGGAUGUCAUGACCGGGCUGUCCUGCUCUAUGAGUAUGUGGGCAAGCGGAUCGUAGACCUGCAGCACACGGAGGUUCCAGAUGCUUACCGUGGCCGUGGUAUUGCCAAGCACCUGGCCAAGGCUGCCCUGGACUUCGUGGUGGAGGAAGACCUAAAGGCCCACCUCACCUGCUGGUACAUCCAAAAGUACGUCAAGGAGAACCCCCUGCCACAGUACCUGGAGCGCCUUCAGCCAUGACCCAAGCCACUGUGUGCAGGGGUGCACCCUGUGGGCUUUCCACGUGGGCCUCGGCCAGCUCAUGUGCUCUCAGGAACCUGUUCCCAUGUGGACAGGCUCAGAGUUAUUUUUGCAAGGACACUCGUCUGCAGCCCUCAUCCAGGAUUCUGGGGACCAGCUGCCAGCUGAGGAUGUGUGGAUAUCCAGAGUGGGAUGAAGGGCAGACCAAGUGACCAAGACUCCGCUCCCACAGAGACCCUCUGGCUUUGCUGAGGUCUCCCUUCCACCAGCUGCACAUCCCAUCGAGCCCAGGCGCUGGGUCCGUGCUCAGAUCAGCAAAAGGAGUCCCUGCCACCACCUCCUGGAGCUGUGUCCUUCCUGCAAAUGAGGAGGGUGUUCCUGGAGCCAAGAAGAACAACAGGAACCCUAUGUGCCAGCUUCCCAAGGUGGGGGUGCCAAGCCUUAGCCACUGCCAUGCUAACCCUUUGUCUUUCUCAGACUUCUGUGCCCUAGCACAGGCAGUGGAGUGGCUACAGAGGACAACUGUUCCUGGUAUGUGAGAGCAGUGGACACAGCUCUAGCCCAGGCCCAUCUGUGGGCAUGCACACCAACACAUGAGCACAGACACAGGGCAGAUGACAGUGAAUGUCUUCCUCUUCUUGGCUACCCACACUUUUUGGCUUCUCGUGUUGAGUCCUACAAGGAAACAAGGUCCUGGUCUGCAGGUCUGCCUUCCCAUGGGUCCACCUGCUGGAGUCUGUUCAGAGGAUAGUGUUGGUCUACUGAGCAGUGCAGUAUCCCUGGGCCUCUCUGGCCUUCCAAUUGCACUGGCAGGCCUUUCUUGGGGAUCACCUUGGAGAUGGGUGGGGAGGUGGCACACAAAAUCCAUUUUGUAUCCUCUCUUGUGCGCCUGGCUUCUAGUCAUCUCCCCACUGCUGCUUAGGGCACUCCAGACAUGUUCCCACUCAGCAGGAGUACUGAAAGGAGGCCAUGCAUCCUGGCCGGGAAUCCUUAAGCUCAGAAUCCCUGAGCCUCACUCACCAGUGCAGUCAUGGGCAUGGAUCCAUAUGGUUCCCACCCUCAGCAUCUCCCUACCUCCUGCGCUCCUGGCUCUUACCCUGUUCUUGAUGUUCCAUUUCCAGACUCCUAGAAUUCCAGGAUAACCCAGCAUACCUCCCCAGCCCUUCUCUGUCAGCCAGGGACUCUUUUCAGGGUCCAGGGAAACCCUGGGCUUCUAGGGAGACAUUGCUGACAGUAUUCUGCCAGCGGUGGUGGCAGUGCGUCUACAACACAGUACUUGAAUGAGGGUCCGGAAUCAUGUGGACCCAAGUAGAGUGGCUGGGCUUCCUUGGUGGGCUUGUUUCAAGUCUCUGCAGCGUGGCCUGAGCAUUCUCACUGCCUUGGAAGCCUUAAAGUCCCACUGCCCAGGCCCCGGAGGCUUCCCAGCCCUACGAUGUAGCAAUAACCAUAUCUCUGCCUCUUCCUCUUAGCCAAUACUGCCCAACUGGGCCACUCUGGUGCUACCCCAUCUGACUCCCCACCCCACCCCCACGUCCUGGCUCACUUAAGGAGCCCAUGGCUAGGCACUGGUCACUCUAGGCUUCAUGGUCCUUCAGUAGGUCUGUGCUGUGGUCAGAUCUCACUCUGGGGUUUCCCUUCCUUGCCCAGUCUACACAGGCAGUAACUCAUGUGCCUUUCCUACUCUGAACCUGCCACCGGUGGUGUCUGGGCCAAGGCUGGUCUUGGGACCUGUAUCCCCAUCAUUUUUCUGACUUUUGAACACAUUGCAUGAUCCUUUUGGUAGCUGGUAAAAGACUGAGGCACAGUGAGGUCAGGGAGCCCCAGAGUGAAGGAAUUAAGGGAGGUAGGUUAUGUAGGAGGUGGUCCUCCCUGGUGUCCAGCCUAUUUCUUGGUCCUUCCUCGGCACUACCUGCAUAGUGGGACAGCCCUACUUCAGGGGAGUCUAAGCUCUGAAGGCUGCCAUGGCCUGACUGAGGUCUCCUAGCACAAUAGUGGUAAUUAGCAUCAGGUCUGGAUAACUUUGCUAUCUGAAUACCUACUUCUCUGUUGCCUGGGCAACAGCUUUACAGGGAUUCCUAGAAGUCAUGGUACCACACUAGUCUCUGACACAUGAGCUGCUCAUUUCCCUGAAGUUGGUCAUUUGGGGCUUCCUGGCCCAACAUUGGUAAACACAGGAGCAGUGCAAGUUUCCCAAAACAAGAACACAGGGAAUCUGCUUGUGUCAGCCCCUCUUAGAUGGGACCUAACCCACCAGGGCUCAAGUAAGAGGCACAGCAGUUGCAGCCCUUGUGGUUUUACCCCCAUUUUAAUUCUCAUGGAAAUCCCAGGCGACAUCAAUUAUUGGGCCUGUUCUACAGAUGAAGGGACAGGGUCAGAUUGAGGGAGUCACCAGCCUGCAACCCACAUAGCUAGACAGCCCAGGAUCCAAAACUAGUCUAGCCCCUGCCCUCUAGAUGGUUCCCAGCUUGUAUAUUGUGGUCAGAUGUCUUCUUUGGGAGACAAAUGACAUCAGUAAUACAUAGAUAAAAUUUUUAGCAAUUCCCUUAUUUCUUUGAAGGACCGAGAUAGGGCUCUGUCUUGAAUUAUAAGGUACAUGGCCAACAUCAUGAAGUCUGGCUUGAGAACGGGAACACUCCCCUGGAGCACCAGGCCACUCACCUAUCGUUCCUCAGAUCAGGACUUGGGGUGGUUCGAAACCUCCCGCAAGUCCUUUUACUCAGGGUCCUAGUUCCACUCAAUGCCCUACAUUUCAUACACAAAAUCUUUCCUGGCUAUGGGUUGAACUUGUAACUGCAACCUCCAAGAUCACACUUGGGGGUUUCAUCUGUGUCCUAUGGCUUCAAGAUAUUAAAGAUGCUUUUCUGGUUGUCA
This is a messenger RNA of Phodopus roborovskii (desert hamster), 3381 nucleotides long. It is a transcript of the gene Natd1, whose product is annotated as N-acetyltransferase domain containing 1. The coding region runs from base 178 to 510 and encodes 110 amino acids. The transcript has 3 exons. The record is from RefSeq and is a predicted model, not a curated record. NCBI's taxonomy places the organism in Eukaryota, Metazoa, Chordata, Mammalia, Rodentia, Cricetidae.